Molecule: messenger RNA, 1422 nt
Organism: Cydia amplana
Lineage: Eukaryota; Metazoa; Arthropoda; Insecta; Lepidoptera; Tortricidae
Product: clavesin-2-like
Exons: 1
Coding region: 68-1069 (333 amino acids)
Cellular component (GO): membrane
Molecular function (GO): phosphatidylinositol bisphosphate binding
Source: RefSeq, a predicted model, not a curated record
GGCGCAGAGCAGUCGGCCCCGAGCCCCUGGCGGCGCGCGAUCACGCCACGCGAGCGCAUGACUCACCAUGAACGAGUACGUCGAGUACGACUGGAGGCUCCACCAGGUGCAGAACGAGCUGCUGUGCGACGUGUCCCGCAAGCGGCUCACCGAUGGCGACAAACAACGGGCCCUCGACGGCCUCAAAGAAGCCGUAGAUUCAAGUCUCAACUUAGCCCUACGUGACAAGAGCCGCUGCCAGGACGACGCCUUCUUGCGCCGGUUUCUGUACGCGCGGAAACACGAUGUGCAACAAAGUUUCGAGUUGCUUGUGCGGUAUCACCAGUACCGACGCGAGCACCCCGAGCUGUGGGCGCCGGCGGACGGCGGCGUGUUGCGUGCCCUCGCCGACGGGCUGCCCGGCGUGCUGGCCCAGCGCGACCGGCGCGGCCGCACCGUGCUCCUCAUGUUUGCCUCCAACUGGACCCCGCAAGCCUGCCCUCUCAUGGCCGUCUACCGGGCGCUCCUCCUCACCCUCGAACGUACCCUUCAAGACGUGCAAAAUCAAGCCAACGGAUACGUAAUAAUUGUGGAUUGGACCGAGUUUACGUUUAAGCAAUCGUGUAGUUUACAAGCCAAAGUGAUGAAACUUAUGAUCGACGGUCUUCAAGAUUGUAUGCCGGUGAGGUUCAAGAGCAUACAUUUCAUCGGUCAACCUUGGUACGUGGAGACGGCGCUCGCCGUUAUAAAACCCUAUCUGAAGGCGAAAACGCGUGAGCGCAUCGUGCUGCACGGCAAUAAUUUGUCGACGUUGCACGACGCACUGCCGCUCGACAUACUGCCCGCUGAGCUAGGUGGAGAAGGACCCUCGUACAACUCCGAGCGGUGGUUGAACGAGUUUUAUCGUGCCGAAAGUAAAGAUAACCCCGACGCGCCACCUGUUCCCCUGUCGAUAAAGACUGCAUCACCCCCUGAGGACGACCCGCCCUCCGCGAAACUCGACAAAGCGUAUAAGCAAAAGGACAAUCCAAAAUCACCUAAUGGAAAUGAAAAGAGUGCUAAGUCAGAACUGUUGCGUGAUAAGGACUGACCGUUUGGCGUGCAACGGUCGCGUCAUUAACAAUGGACAGCUGCUGUCUGCGCACGCCGUGAGCGUCGAUGCGCUCGCGAGCAUGCAAUUGUGAUAUCGAUUGUAAUGCUAAUUUAUUGUCUAGAAAUUACUAAGAACAGUCCAGACUAAAACGCCUCAUUAGAAAGUUCGAAUAUAAUUAAGGUGCAUUUACGUUAGUGAUGUAUGUGCUGAAAGGCCGGAGCGAUGAUUCAUUCACACCUUGUUUUUGAUCGUGAUAUUUAAUUGGAAUCGAUAGUUUCGGUUCGUGUUAAUUGAAUUAGCGAGCCGGUGUAUGCAUGGCGGCGGCGGGCAGCGCUACUUACUUACCCCGC